Messenger RNA from Beta vulgaris subsp. vulgaris (sugar beet), 925 nucleotides. RefSeq names its product bet1-like protein At4g14600. The coding region runs from base 276 to 656 and encodes 126 amino acids. NCBI's taxonomy places the organism in Eukaryota, Viridiplantae, Streptophyta, Magnoliopsida, Caryophyllales, Amaranthaceae. The record is from RefSeq and is a predicted model, not a curated record. The transcript has 4 exons.
UGGUGUAUUCAAAUUAUAUCCCUCUUUGUCCAAACUCCAGAAAAAUUAAAUAAUUCUAUAACUUCUCCUCUUUCUUUCUCUCUCAUCAAUCACAAUUGCUGCGAUUAAUUUCUCCAUAUAAUUACUUUCUACUUUAAUCACAUACUAUCAUCACCAAAUCUCCUCAAUUUUCAUCAUUGAAAAAUCCCCCUUUCAGGAUUUUUUGGGGUUAUUAUUUUCCAGUCAAAAUCAAGAUUUGUUCGCAAACCCUAAUUUUUCAUUUUAUUGCUUGAAUUAUGGCAACAAGAGGCGGCGCUGCCCCCUACAGAUCAAGUGAUGGAUUGAGCACUCGACAGGUGGGCAACUCAGAUGAGAUACAAUUGCGGAUUGAUCCUAUGCAUGGAGACCUUGAUGAUGAAAUUUUAGGUCUUCGAUCUCAAGUUCACAAACUCAGAAAUGUGGCACAAGAGAUUCACUCAGAGGCGAAGUUUCAGAGUGACUUUGUGGAUCAGCUGCAAAUGACCCUUAUCCGAGCUCAAGCUAGUCUGAAAAACAACAUGAGAAGAUUAAACAGCAGCAUUGUGCGAAGCGGCUCAAACCAUGUACUGCAUGUUGUUAUUUUCGCAUUAUUUUGUCUCUUCUUGGUUUACUUUUGGUCCAAAUUCUCCAGACGUUGAGCAUCAUUGAAGUCGUGUUGACUGCUUUGAGAAGCUUAAGUUGUACAUCCAUCCCAGUGGAGCUAAUGGAGCUUGAUUCUAGUUAUCUUUGACACCUAUAAGUUGGAUUAGAUCCUGUAAUUUGCAACAUUCGUUUUGAAGAGAUUAUAAUUGUCAAUAUUUGCAAAAUUUUCAGCCAGAAGUCUUUCUUGUUCUUCUCACCCCCCUCUGGUAUAGCUCCUUUCCUGUGAGAUUUUCAUUCCAUGCUAUGAAGUGAUUUUAGUUGCAGA